Molecule: messenger RNA, 444 nt
Organism: Aspergillus fischeri NRRL 181
Lineage: Eukaryota; Fungi; Ascomycota; Eurotiomycetes; Eurotiales; Aspergillaceae
Exons: 2
Coding region: 1-444 (147 amino acids)
Source: RefSeq, a predicted model, not a curated record
AUGUCAUCGCAAUCAUCCCAAGCCGACCAACAACAACAGUCAUCACAGCCAGGGCAACCCAAUGCUUGGGAGAAGGCGGAGCGCAAAUUUGCCAAUAAACAUGCGAGUGAAUACUAUGACCCAUGCCAGGAUUUCGCAGAUCGAAGUCUCAAGUGCAUGAAGCGGAACGCCUUUGACAAAGAUAUGUGUGGAGACUACUUCCAGUACGUUUAUUCCAUUCUUUCCUGCCAAUCUGUGCUGGUGUUCAGUUUUGUGAGCUUACGCGAGCUAAUCUGUUUCCCGAAAGAGCCUAUCGUGACUGCAAAAAGGAAUGGGUAUGUUGAACUAGUUAAUGUCAUUCAUCAGGGUCAAAACAGCCCAGAGGGGAGCAAGGACGGCGCCAAGGGGACCUAUGCGAUUAUCAUGCUAACAUUAUUUCAGUUGACCCAGAAGAAGCUCAACUAG